Messenger RNA from Suncus etruscus (white-toothed pygmy shrew), 7052 nucleotides. It is a transcript of the gene PSME4, whose product is annotated as proteasome activator subunit 4. Gene Ontology annotation, biological process: proteasomal ubiquitin-independent protein catabolic process. The coding region runs from base 71 to 5542 and encodes 1823 amino acids. The record is from RefSeq and is a predicted model, not a curated record. Gene Ontology annotation, cellular component: nucleus; cytosol; spermatoproteasome complex. The transcript is spliced from 47 exons. NCBI's taxonomy places the organism in Eukaryota, Metazoa, Chordata, Mammalia, Eulipotyphla, Soricidae. Gene Ontology annotation, molecular function: proteasome binding; peptidase activator activity.
GACCGGGUGAGGACGCGCGUCCGGGACGCAGCGGCAGCGGCAGCGGCAGCGGCGCCGGCCCGGGGCGCGAAUGGAGCCGGCCGCGCGUCCGGGCGGGCCCCCGCCGCAGAAGGAGCUGCCGUACAACCGGCUGCUGCCCUACGCCGAGCGCCUGGACGCCGAGGCCGCCGCGCAGCUGCGCCGCAUCAAGAGCAACCUGGGCCGCGCCGUGCAGCUGCGGGAGCUCUGGCCCGGCGGCCUCUUCUGGACGCGCAAGCUCGCCACAUAUAUUCGACUUUACGGGAGAAAAUUUAGCAAAGAAGAUCAUGUUCUUUUUAUCAAGUUACUGUACGAGCUGGUGUCCAUCCCCACACUGGAGAUCAGCAUGCUGCAGGGCUUUGCUCGCCUCCUCAUCAAUCUGUUGAAGAAAAAGGAACUUCUGUCAAGAGAUGACCUGGAGUUGCCUUGGAGGCCACUUUACGACAUGGUGGAAAGAAUUUUAUAUUCCAAGACGGAGCACCUGGGAUUGAAUUGGUUUCCCAAUUCUGUUGAAAACGUCCUGAAAACACUCGUGAAAAGCUGCCGCCCAUAUUUCCCGGCAGAUGCCACGGCUGAGAUGCUGGAGGAAUGGCGGCCCCUGAUGUGCCCUUUUGAUGUGACAAUGCAGAAGGCUAUCACUUACUUUGAAAUCUUUCUUCCUACCUCCCUUCCUCCACAGCUUCAUCAUAAAGGUUUUAAACUUUGGUUUGAUGAAUUAAUUGGCCUUUGGGUUUCAGUGCAAAAUCUCCCACAGUGGGAGGGGCAACUAGUAAAUCUCUUCGCGCGAUUGGCUACAGAUAAUAUAGGGUACAUAGACUGGGAUCCAUAUGUACCAAAGAUAUUUACCAGAAUUCUGAGAAGCUUGAACCUUCCUGUGGGAAGCAAUCAAGUGCUCGUCCCAAGAUUUUUGACCAACGCGUAUGACAUCGGACACGCUGUCGUAUGGAUCACCGCCAUGAUGGGCGGACCAAGUAAGCUGGUGCAGAAACACUUAACUGGUUUGUUUAACAGUAUCACGUCAUUUUACCAUCCUUCAAAUAAUGGGCGUUGGCUGAACAAGUUAAUGAAGCUCCUUCAGCGGCUGCCCCAUAGCAUUGUCCGAAGACUGCACCGGGAGCGCUACAAGAAGCCGUCCUGGCUGACCCCAGUGCCUGAGAGCCACAAGCUCAGUGAUGAGGAUGUCACGGACUUCGUGCAGUGCAUCAUCCAGCCUGUCCUGCUAGCCAUGUUUAGCAAGACGGGAAGCUUAGAAGCCGCCCAGGCCUUGCAGAACCUGGCGCUCAUGAGACCUGAGCUGGUGAUUCCCCCUGUCCUUGAGAGAACUUACCCUGCACUAGAGACGCUAACAGAACCUCACCAGCUCACUGCUACUCUGAGCUGUGUGAUCGGCGUGGCCCGCAGCCUGGUGUCAGGGAGCAGGUGGUUUCCCGAAGGCCCGACACACAUGCUCCCUCUGCUGAUGAGAGCCCUACCCGGGGUGGACCCCAAUGACUUCAGUAAAUGCAUGAUCACAUUCCAGUUUAUAGCAACGUUUUCCACUCUGGUGCCUUUAGUAGAUUGCUCGUCUCUGCUGCAUGAAAGAAAUGACCUCACCGAAGUGGAGCGAGAGCUUUGCUCGGCCACAGCUGAAUUUGAGGACUUUGUCUUGCAAUUUAUGGACAGAUGCUUCGGACUUAUAGAAAGCAGCACGUUGGAGCAAACGAGAGAAGAGACAGAAACAGAGAAAAUGACGCACUUGGAGAGCCUGGUAGAACUGGGUCUGUCCUCCACGUUCAGUACAAUCCUGACACAGUGCUCCAAGGAAAUAUUUAUGGUGGCCCUGCAGAAGGUGUUCAAUUUCUCUGUCUCUCAUAUCUUCGAGACCCGGGUGGCUGGUCGUAUGGUGGCAGACAUGUGCCGCGCUGCUGUCAAGUGCUGUCCUGAGGAAUCACUGAAGCUCUUCGUUCCUCACUGCUGCAGUGUCAUAACACAGCUCACUUCAAAUGAUGACGUGUUGAAUGAAGAGGAGUUAGAUAAGGAGUUACUCUGGAAUCUCCAGCUUCUAUCUGAGAUCAGCCGAGUGGACGGGCGAAAGCUGUUGCCCUACAAGGGGCAGCUGGUGCGGAUCCUGCAACGGACGCUGCACCUGUCCUGCAAGCAGGGCUACACGCUGGCCUGUGGCCUCCUGCACCACCUGCUACGCUCCACCACCCUCAUCUACCCCACUGAGUACUGCAGCAUCCCAGGCGGCUUCGACCGGCCUCCAUCUGAGUACUUCCCUAUCAAGGACUGGGGCAAGCCUGGGGACCUGUGGAACCUGGGUAUCCAGUGGCAUGUCCCUUCCCCUGAAGAACUGGCUUUUGCCUUCUACCUGCUAGACUCAUUUCUCCAGCCUGAACUCAGCAAACUGCAGCGCUGUGCAGACGGAGAACUUGAGAUGCCCCGAGAUGAUGUUCUCCAGAGCCUGACUAUCGUGCACAACUGCCUCAUUGGCUCCGGGAACCUCCUUCCUCCACUGAAAGGAGAGCCAGUGACCAACCUGGUACCAAGUAUGGUGUCCUUGGAAGAGACCAAGUUGUAUACUGGACUUGAAUAUGAUUUAUCCAGAGAGAAUCAUCGAGAAGCAAUUGCUAAGGUCAUAAGGAAACUUCUUAACCACAUACUUGAUAAUUCAGAGGAUGACACCAAGUCAUUGUUUCUUAUCAUUAAGAUCAUUGGAGACCUUUUACAGUUCCAAGGAUCACACAAACAUGAAUUUGACUCCCGGUGGAAAAGCUUUAAUUUAGUGAAGAAAUCAAUGGAAAAUAGGCUCCAUGGGAAAAAACAGCAUAUUCGAGCCCUCUUGAUUGACAGAGUCAUGUUGCAGCAUGAGCUACGAACUCUGACUGUUGAAGGUUGUGAAUAUAAAACGGUACAUCAGGAAAUGAUCAGAGACCUGCUGCGGCUAUCCACUAGUUCUUAUAGUCAGGUCCGCAAUAAGGCCCAGCAGAUCUUCUUUGCUGCCCUGGGAGCCUAUAACUUCUGCUGCAGGGAUGUCAUCCCCUCGGUGCUGGAGUUCCUGAGGCCCGACAAGCAGAAUGUCACACAGCAGCAGUUCAAGGGUGCCUUAUACUGUCUCCUGGGGAACCACAGUGGUGUGUGCCUGGCCAAUCUGCACGACUGGGACUGCAUCGUGCAGACAUGGCCUGCCAUUGUCUCAUCGGGCCUCAGCAAAGCCAUGUCUCUGGAGAAGCCAUCCAUCGUGCGGCUCUUCGAUGACCUAGCGGAGAAGAUCCAUCGACAGUACGAGACAAUCGGCCUGGACUUCGCUAUUCCAGAAUCAUGUAUUGGAAUAGCUCGGCUCCUUCAACAAUCUACCAACCAGGUGACACUUAGCUCAGAAGAAAUUCAGGAAGGACUCAAACGCCAACAGGAGAAGAAUGCUGAUGCACUGAGAAACUAUGAAAACUUGGUAAAUGCCUUGUUGGAUAGUGUGGAACAGAGAAAUUUGCCCUGGAAGUUUGAGCACAUCGGCAUUGGGCUUCUGUCUCUUCUCCUGAGAGAUGACCGAGUGUUGCCUCUUCGUGCCAUACAGUUUUUUGUUGAGCACCUCAACCAUGAUGCAAUCGUCGUUCGUAAGAUGGCCAUCUCAGCUGUGGCUGGCAUUCUCAAACAGCUGAAGAGAACUCACAAAAAGCUGACCAUCAACCCCUAUGAAAUCAGUGGGCAUCCUAAACCCAGUCAGAUCAUUGCUGGUGACAGGCCUGACAAUCAUUGGCUGCAUUAUGACAGUAAAAGUGUGCCCAGGACCAAGAAGGAGUGGGAGGCGAGCUGCUUCGUGGAGAAGACGCACUGGGGGUAUUACACCUGGCCACGGACCAUGGUUGUCUACGCGAGUGCGGAAGAGCAGCCUAAGCUGGGCCGAAGCAGGGAGGACCUGACCGAGGCAGAAAAGAUUAUAUUUGACCAUUUUUCUGAUCCAAAAUUUGUUGAACAGUUAAUUACUUUUCUAUCUUUAGAAGACAGAAAAGGAAAAGAUAAAUUCAGUCCUCGACGUUUUUGCCUCUUUAAGGGCCUGUUCAGGAAUUUUGAUGACGCCUUCCUGCCCGUUCUCACGCCUCAUUUAGAGCGGCUGGUCGCAGACUCGCAUGAAAGCACCCAGCGGUGUGUGGCCGAAAUCAUAGCUGGGCUAAUUCGAGGCUCAAAGCACUGGACCUUUGAAAAGGUGGAGAAGCUCUGGGCACUCUUAUGCCCACUGCUGCGGCGAGCUCUGGCCAGCAUCACGGUGGAGACCUACAGUGACUGGGGCACUUGCAUCGCUACAUCCUGCGAGAGCAGAGACCCCCGGAAGCUUCACUGGCUCUUUGAGCUGCUGUUGGAGUCGCCACUAAGUGGCGAAGGUGGAUCUUUUGUGGAUGCCUGCCGCCUGUACGCCCUGCAGGGGGGCCUGGCGCAGCAGGAGUGGCGGGUGCCCGAGCUGCUGCAUCGGCUGCUGCAGUACCUGGAGCCCAAACUCACGCAGGUCUACAAGAAUGUCCGUGAGAGAAUUGGGAGUGUACUCACCUACAUAUUCAUGAUUGAUGUGUCCUUGCCAAACACCGCGCCCACGGCCUCCCCACGCAUCCCCGAGUUCACAGCUAGAAUCCUUGAGAAAUUGAAGCCUCUCAUGGACGCAGACGAAGAGAUCCAGAACCAUGUGAUGGAGGAGAACGGGGUCGGGGAAGAGGAUGAACGCACUCAGGGCAUCAAACUCUUAAAAACUAUAUUGAAGUGGCUGAUGGCAAGUGCAGGAAGGUCCUUCUCAACCGCCGUCACGGAACAGCUGCACCUCCUGCCUUUGUUCUUUAAGAUUGCCCCCGUGGAAAAUGACAAUAGCUACGAUGAACUGAAAAGAGACGCAAAGUUGUGCUUGUCACUAAUGUCUCAGGGCUUGCUUUACCCCCAUCAAGUGCCUUUGGUACUUCAGGUGCUAAAACAAACAGCGAGGAGCAGUUCUUGGCAUGCCCGGUACACAGUGCUGACCUACCUCCAGACCAUGGUAUUUUAUAACCUCUUUAUUUUCUUAAGCAAUGAAGAUGCAGUCAGAGACAUCAGGUGGCUGAUUAUCGGCCUUUUGGAGGAUGAGCAGCUUGAGGUCCGAGAAAUGGCCGCUACCACCCUGAGCGGCCUCCUUCAAUGCGACUUCCUCAGCAUGGACAGUUCGAUGCAGACGCAUUUUGAGCAGCUUUGCAAAACCAAGUUGCCGAAGAAGAGAAAGCGAGACCCUGGGUUUGUGGGAGACACGAUUCCUUCUGCAGAGCUGGUCCGGCGACACGCCGGGGUGCUGGGGCUCGGUGCGUGUGUGCUUUCGAGUCCGUACGACGUGCCGACCUGGAUGCCGCAGCUCCUGAUGAACCUCAGCGCACACCUGAACGACCCUCAGCCGAUCGAGAUGACUGUGAAGAAGACCUUGUCCAAUUUCCGGAGAACGCACCACGACAACUGGCAGGAACAUAAGCAGCGCUUCACCGACGACCAGUUGCUGCUGCUUACUGACCUGCUGGUGUCACCGUGCUACUACGCCUAAGGAUAAGUAGUCUGCACUUCCAGCUCUUCUCAUCCAAACUUCCAGAUCCUCAGGUACCAUCUGUGGUGACUGCCUCUGCCGAGCUCUCGUCGUCUGGUUCCUCUGUUCACUCUCCUCAGUCCACGUGCCGCGGGCCCACAGUUGUCCCGCAGUUUCCUUUUCCUCCCUUGUUCCUGUGUGUUUCCAGAAUAUUGAUCAGUUUUUGCUUUGAGGCACUGAAAAAGCCCCAGUGUCUCCGACUGUAGAAAAACAUUUACCCAAUAUGAUCAUGGCAUUCAAGACUAGUCAAGAGUCUAGGAACCCAUUAGGAACAGCAGCUCCCUGGGAGGAGUGGAGAACAUUCGUUGGCAGUGCAGGUCCUGUCAUUUCACUCAGUUCAGAUCCGUUUGGAAUUUUCUCCCCGAUGGCCAUUGGGUGUGGAUGGUAGUGGAGCCGUGGCCCUCCCUCCCUAGCCCGAGAGCCUGGCGUGUGGAGAAGGAAGGCAGAGGCAUCCCCAGAACCAGCCUAGGACCUGGCGGGUCACCUCCCCAAGACCAGAGCAAAGUCUGUCCGUGUGUCUGUCCGUGUGUGGCCCACAAGCUGCUAUUUUGGGGUCAGAAUAGAAGAGCAGCGGCUUCAAAAUUGGGGGCUUGGUGAGCCAGUUUUUGAUUGAUGUAUGUGUGAUUUUGAAAAUAAAUAACAACAACAAUAAAAACCCUGACUGAUUUUUACCUGGAUUCUUUACAAGCACUGUUUGACCCUCUUUGAACAUUGUUCUGCCACACCUGAUGGAAGAUGCUGUGUUGAUAGAAAUUCUGUCAUUUCUUUUUUUUUCUUUGAUAUUUUUCCCCCCUUUGGGUAUGUUAUUUUGGUGCUUUUGAUUUUUGGUUUUUGUGUUUGUUUGGUUUUUUUUUUUUUUGAGUGCAGAAUCUGUGAGAAACUAAUGUCUUGAUAUUUAAUUGACUUGUUUAAAUAUUCUAUACAUGUAAAAGAUUGUAUAAACUGUAGAGAUAGCAUUGACCUGGCUUUGUAUAGAUGCAGUCUUUUACACAACACCAUUGUGUAAUUAAUUUGUAAAAAUUGACAUGUAGUUCCUAGAGUGAUUGGGGGGGCUUUUGUGCCAAUCGAAUGCUUCUUUGGGGUGUUUUUAAGUUAUUUUCCUUAUUUCAUGUUAUAAAAGCUGAUGAUUUUUCUAAGUUCCGAAUUUUUAUGUAACUUUGUGUAUCUCUUAAAUCGAACACCACGUUUGCCUGUCAGAUGAUCGAAAGUGAAGCAUCUUUUAGGCUGAAGGAACCAUUCUGUGGUGAAGACCACCUGACCACACACCCUGUACAGUCUUCUUACAGGAACACUAAAUAUAUUUUUUAGUAUCUCCUUGUCAAAUGAUUCCGUCAAGACCUAAGCACAGCCGAGGUCGGGUUCAGUAUUUACGAGUCAGAGUACACAGGCAGAACCCCUGUAUAGAGUAGUGCCAAAUGGAUUAUUUCGAUUGUGUAACUAGUUUGAAAUCCAAUAAAUGGAUUGUUUUUAA